AUGCCUGCCUUAUCGCCGACAAUGACCGAAGGGAAUAUUGCCAGCUGGAAAGUUAAAGAGGGGGAUGCGUUCUCAGCCGGUGACGUCCUUCUAGAGAUCGAGACGGACAAGGCGUCAAUGGACGUGGAAGCACAGGAUGACGGGGUUAUGGCAAAGAUAUUCCAAGGGGAUGGGGCCAAGGGAAUUAAGGUGGGAGCACGAAUUGGGGUUCUUGCGGAACCCGGGGAUGAUAUCAGCAGUUUGGAAAUACCAGCGGAAGACAACGGCGAUGCCCCGGCACCAAAGGAAGAAGCUUCCAAACCUGCUCAAGAGACAAAGCCACAGGCAGAGGCUCCUCCUACAUCUAAACCUUCCAGCCCGGCUUCUGGAAACCGCCCUGCUAAGAGUGCUUCCAAGCCGGCGGCGAAACAGACAUAUCCUUUGCUACCUUCCGUGCAGCAUCUGAUCCACGAAAAGGGACUCUCGGAAGCAGAUAUCGAUAAAAUGACACCCACUGGUCCAAAUAAUCGAUUGUUAAAGGGCGAUGUUCUGGCGUAUUUGGGAUCAAUCUCCCCAUCUUACCCUACGGAGCUAUCGGAGAAGAUCCUGAAGCUUAGCCACCUCGACCUUAGCAACAUUAAACUCGCACCACCCGCACCAGCGCCUACGAAGAAGUCCGAGCCGAUGCCAGAGCCAGUUAUUGAAGAUCGUGAGGUUGCAAUUCCGAUUUCCCUGACUUCCGUUAUCGAGGUCCAGCGACGGGUGCAGAAGUCACUUGGGAUAUUUUUGCCAUUGUCGACUUUCAUCGCUCGUGCUACGGACUUUGCGAAUGAUGAUUUACCCAGAUCGAAGAAUUAUAGGCCUUCAGCAGACGAGUUAUUCAACCAGGUACUGGGCCUUGACAAAGUUACUUCUGAAUCCGGUGCCAGGGGGAAUUUCUUCCCCCAGAUUACGGCACUGUCGGAGGCUGCUCCUGUGGCCAGGCCAGCCAAAGCCGCGGCAAAGGGUGCUGAUAUCCUCGACAUUCUCUCUGGAAAGGCAAAGCCAGUGCCAUCAUCUAGUGUAGCUGCCAAACAAUCGGCGGAUGUCUCGGCGGCAGUCAAUGUCUUUAGCGUUACAGUGCCAAAGGGUGAUGAGAAGCGAGCACAUAUAUUUCUAGACCGGGUGAAGGCCGUUCUGGAAGGAGAGCCAGGGAGGCUCAUCUUGUGA
This is a messenger RNA of Venustampulla echinocandica, 1188 nucleotides long. Its product is annotated as Single hybrid motif. The record is from RefSeq and is a predicted model, not a curated record. Lineage: Eukaryota; Fungi; Ascomycota; Leotiomycetes; Helotiales; Pleuroascaceae. Gene Ontology annotation, biological process: pyruvate decarboxylation to acetyl-CoA. Gene Ontology annotation, molecular function: dihydrolipoyllysine-residue acetyltransferase activity. The transcript has a single exon. The coding region runs from base 1 to 1188 and encodes 395 amino acids. Gene Ontology annotation, cellular component: pyruvate dehydrogenase complex.